Molecule: messenger RNA, 4666 nt
Organism: Solea solea (common sole)
Lineage: Eukaryota; Metazoa; Chordata; Actinopteri; Pleuronectiformes; Soleidae
Gene: scaf11
Product: SR-related CTD-associated factor 11
Exons: 15
Coding region: 214-3912 (1232 amino acids)
Biological process (GO): spliceosomal complex assembly
Molecular function (GO): RNA binding
Source: RefSeq, a predicted model, not a curated record
UCGCCAGCUGCACGGACUCUCUGCCGGACUGUGAGACAUGUGGCUGAGACUUUCUGAAAGCUCCACUGCGUUUUUAGCCAGAAACACUUCCCAGAUAGUGCGAGUCGUCAACAUUUUCAUAGCAGGGAUUUGGACGGUUAAAACAUAAUUUAAAAGGUGCAGACCAGCCGCAGUUGCACUAAAAGUGGUGAUCGGGACAGCCCAGGGCCAGACAUGACUGGACCUGAAAGCGGUCAGGGCCCGUCAGAUGGGGCAGAUACUGAGGAGGCGGAGAAGUGUCCGAUCUGUUUGGGCAUCCUGGCUGGAGGCGAGCUUGCCAUGCCUGACAGCUGCUGCCACGUCUUCUGCCUCAGAUGCCUUCUCACAUGGGCAGAGUUACAGAUGGCUCCUUCCUGUCCAGUAGACAGAAGACCUUUCUCUCAUGUUUACAGAUGGGAUGGGAAUCUCCGCUGUGUGCAGGUUCCUGUGAGGAAGCAAACAACUCAACCUGAAGCUGACAAUUGUUGCUGUAGAAAUCCUGAACAAAAAGUCUGUCUCAAAAACAAAUCUGCCAGAAGAUUAAGAUGGCAAAAAUCUGAGAGGACAGCAGAUGCCAAAACAAAAGGACUUGUGAGGAAAUGUAAUGAUGAGGACCCCUCCUCUUUGAGCAGAAAAAAGGUGAGAGGGACAGAGUGCUGUGCUUGGUCAUCGUCUCCCUGUGUCUCAAUAACAACCACAUCAACACCGGACAUUGCGGAGCCUGUUUGGAUGACAGAGGACAUACCUUAUGACACUGAUUUUGCCAAGUGCAAACCCCAGAUGCAGGGCUGUCCAUGGCUGUCCUCUUCUGCUGCCAUCCCUGCUAAUGGCACCUCAAGGCAGAGUUUCUAUCCAGCCAGUUGCAGCCAAACUUUGUUUCCCUUUGGACUCAGCCCACCUUCCUUCACCCCCAGCUCACCCUUGGGCUCUGGGCAUUUUGUAUUUGAGGGUGUGGUCUGUGCCAUCACAUGUCCCAAAGGGGGAGAGAAGAGAGGCAGCCGAGCCUCAACCUCCAAAACUUCCACCAAAGAGGCGGAUUCUUUACCAACCAGAAGAUCUGGACGCAACAGCAAAACCCAGGAAGAGACUCCGGCAUCUGACCCAUCACCACCUCAAUCAAGUUCAUCAGACUCUGAUUCAUCAACAAACCAGUCCGCCAAGCCGACUAAAACUUCUCAAGCACCAGCCAAGAGGAAGGGCAAACAGGUAAUAAACCGAAAGGCGAGUGGCAAGCGGAAAGCCCAAACAAGAAAAAAACCCUCUCCCCAACUUGUUAGCAGCCCAGCAGCAAGUGAAGAGGAGGAAGAAGACGAUGGAGGUGACAAUAUGGAGGAGGAAAAAAUAGAUAAUGAGGAGGACACAAAUGAAUCCGAGCAGCAGCAAUCUGAUGCUGAAGGAAGCCUUACUGCAGAUCAGGACCGUUGUAACAGUCCUGAAAUGGGAGAAAGUUCAGGACUUUUGAGUAAUGAUAUGGGACAAGACACUGAUGAGACCCAGGAACCACCCAAUGAACAAGAUAUUAAGCCAGAAGAAGAUGACAAGGACCCGUCCUGUCUCUCAGAUUCGGCCGCUCCUAGCCCUAAUUCAUGCUCUGAAAGCAGUCAGGACAAAAUAGAGGAGGAGGAGGAGGAGGAUGAAGAAGAAGAGGAGGAGGAGCCGCCAGCCAGUCCCUUUGCAUCUGGAGACAAGGACUCUGAGAAAAGAGCCUCUCCAUCACCCCCUGACUCUGAAGAUGCUCUGCUGGAAGACCUGAUGUCUCCCCAUUGUGAUGAGCAAACAGAUCCGGAUGUUGACAUGGUCAUUUGUGCAGAGUCGGAUGAAGCAGAUAAUGAAGAAUCUUUGCAAGAAGUGGAAGCCGAAUCAUGCGAAAACUUGGUCCAGACUGGCUCCCCUCCUGCUGGUGAGUUGGAGGAAUGUGUAACUGACCCAGAAACAAAAGCUGCUGAGGACGGCGAUACAAAGAGGGCUGAAUCAGAGGAACCUUCAGUAGCUGAUGGUUCUGUAGAAAGCAUGAAUAACCUUCCAUCUACAGAUGACACUAACGUUGUCCCCAUGGACUGCAGUUCACCCACAAGUGAGCAUGGUGACAGUGCCAUUUUGGAACUGUCGAAGGAGAAUGCUGAUUCAGCUGCUGCAGGAUCCCCUCCUUCAGAGAGCCAGGUCAUCCAGGACGAGAGCUACAAGGGCCAACCUGAGAGGGAAAAGAGCCAGGAGAGGAAGAAUGGCAGGCAGCGACGCUCCCGCUUCCACUCCCCAACCUCCACUUGGUCACCUAAGAAAGACUCUACACGAGAGCCAUCCAGGCGCUCACACUCAAGAGAGCGUGAUGACAGCCCACCCUCUAGCCGCUCUUCACGAGCUCGCAGCAGAGACCGAGACAGAGACAGAGACCGGGGCCGUGAUCGUGACCGGGACUGUGAUGGAGAGAAAGACUAUUCUAGGAGGGAGCGUAGUCGUGAGAGGAGGAGAAGACGAUCAAGGAGUCGCUCUAGAUCCAGGUCCCGAUCUCGGUCUAGGUCACGAUCCAGAACAAGGUCUCACAGACGGGGUCCCAGCCCUGAAUAUCCAACAUCCAGAGAGCAGUCUCCGCAGAGGAGGGAGCGUCGAGGUGGGUGGAGGUCAGGUCAGGGCAGUGGAUCUGGUGGUGAGGGACGGAGGUAUCACGGAGGCGCUGGCCGCUUUGAAAAUGGUGUGCCUUCUGAAGGUUCCCCAGAUCGCCAGGCCUGGUCAGAAAAUCCUGACUGGGUCACAGAAAAGACUAGUGAAGCUGAGAAGACCCGGGACCUUGGCUUUAGUGGUGGCAGUAACCGUGGUGGGAGUAAGGGAGAGUCACGUGGCCGGGGUGGCAGAGGUGCAGGGCGUGGUAGUAAUAGGAGCUUUUACACCCAGCAGGAAGAGACCUCAGACAACCGCUGGCAGCCCAGAAACAACUUCUCAGGUACAGGCAACAAUUCAGGGAAUGACGCAUACAGUCGCUUCAAUGAAAACAGGGGUGGUGGCCGGAGGAAAGAGUCAGAUCCAAGUGACUCUAUGCUCGACCGCUCUGGAUGGUCUUCGGCAUCCAGCUGGGCUGUCAGGAGGAAACUACCUGCUGACGUUCAGGACUAUUACUCCAAGAAGGAGAGAGGUGGACCGGGAGGCUGGAACCGAGUAGAGGAAGAGCAACCAGCUGCAGUAGCAGAUCCCUCUAAAAGUGAGCCCCCUCCCCAGGCAGUCCCAGGUAACGCUCCGGUGCCUGUGAUGAACGUGGUUCCUCCUCAUCCUCCUCAGCUGAAUGUUCUUCACCAUCACUACCCCAUGCAGGGCCCACGAGGAGCCCUGCCUGUCAGCCUGCAGCCUGCUGCACCGUACGCAAUGCCUCCUCCAGUCCCUGUGCAUCUCCACCCUGCUGUGCCACUGCUUCAGGUGCCUGCUGUCGGCGCUCAGGGCCUCCCACCUCCUCCCCCACCGCCUCCACCCAUGCAGCAUGGCAGCCUGACUGCAGCAGCCCAGCCUGAUCACCACAUGACUCAGAUGGUCGGCGCCAUGGUGGGUUAUGGCAAACCUGCCCUGCUUCCCACUCCUACCAAAGCUGGUGGAGUGACCCAGGGACUGAUGGCACUCAGCCAAGUGCUACCGUCUUCUACAACUCAGUAUGGUCAUCACAAGGCUCAACCCGACAGCUCUAAAAAAGAAAAGAAACAUCAGAUUCAAGAGAGAGCUGUAAACGAAGUGAAGACAGCCAUUAAACCUUACUACCAAAAGAAGGAAAUCACCAAGGAGGAGUACAAGGAGAUAGUCCGCAAGGCAGUAGAGAAGGUGUGUCACAGCAAGAGCGGCGAGGUGAACUCCAGCAAGGUGGCCAACCUGGUGAAGGCCUACGUGGACAAAUACAAGCACGCUCGCAAGAAGUGACCACCUGCUGUGCUGACGGCACAGCUACGCCCUCAGUGACCCAUUCAGCUGCUCAAGUGCAAUUUCCUCAAGCUGGAAUUUGGCCUCCAAACUGAAAGUUGUUGGAGAGCCGGCAUUUUCAUUUUUUUGAUAUCUGUACCUUUUAUUGAACGAUGAAGAUUUUUUUCUAUAGAUUUUCAUAUUUUGCUAGGAAAGAAUGACCCAAUCAGAAAUUAUAAUGCAAGAGCCCUUUAUUUUGCAUAGAUCAUGUGGCUUGGGAACUACUGUAAGGAGCGCAGGGUGGGUGGGGGGGUGAUACUUGUGAUGCAAUGCUCAUUGAACAACAUUAGCUCCUGUAUUAGAUUGCCUCUCCCAGGGUGCUGGCUGGUACGAAAUAUUUCUCCUCCAUGGCAUCCUGAUCACAUAGCUUAUUAACAGAAUAUUGUCAAUGUUCUUUUUGUUGUUGUUUUUUUUGUUAAAUAUAUCAUAUUUCAGAGAAAAAUGCUAGUUUAACAAAAGGUGCGUUGUCUCGAUUAGUCUGUGGCCCAAUCAUGGGCUGGAAUCUGAUGAGUGUGAAUAUAAUUUUGAUUUGGUGGACGAAGUGCUAAAUGGAAUGGCCAGUCAGCAGUGACUGUGUGGUGCAGGUCCUGGGGGAGGGGCUAAUCAGAUGAAACUGACCCCAACAUCCUGCCUCAAUGUGUAAUAAAUGUCAGUGCGAGAACAUGAACUGUGCAAAGUGUCCAGAGAGUAGUAAAAUAAAUUAGCUGCUUCCUGA